This is a messenger RNA of Mesorhabditis belari, 1191 nucleotides long. Lineage: Eukaryota; Metazoa; Nematoda; Chromadorea; Rhabditida; Rhabditidae. The record is from the annotation of a GenBank genome assembly.
AUGAAUAACAAAUCAACGGAAAAACUUUGGGUACCGGAUGAGGAUUUUGUCGAAUAUCAGAAUGAUUUGAGGAAAAAGAGAGCCUCUCGAAUAUUCAAAUACAUCUUGGUGACAUUGUUGGCCAUCGGCGCGCUCUAUUUUCUUCUCUUUGUCGAUCGAGCAAAUCUCUCGAAAUCUUUUGGAGAACAGAGUGGAAAUGAAAAAAAUGAAAUGGAUCAGAACGAAUUCGAAUCACUUUAUGAAGAGUACUCGGAUCAGUUUAAGGAUUAUAUGAAAAGAUACAAUCGAGAGUACGAGUCCGGCGAAGAGACCCUCGAUCGCUUCAAGAACUACAUGAAAAACUUGAAAGAGGCCGAGAAAAUGACGGAAGAGAAGAAAUAUGGCGGAGAAUUUGGCGAGAAUGAGAUGAGCGAUUGGACGGAUGAAGAGUUCAGAAAGAUCCUGUUACCGGUGAAUUUCUACAAAAGAAUGCGCUCUGAAAGCUCAUUUAUUCGCUCGAAUCCACCAAAGUUAGAGACUGGUCCAAGUUUACCCGAUUCCUUCGAUUGGAGACAGAAAAAUGGUGUCAGUCCGGUAAAAGCUCAAGGGAAAUGUGGCUCGUGUUGGGCUUUCGCUGCAACAGCCACUGUUGAAUCGGCGUGGUUGGUGAAAGAUGGAAAGUUGAGAAAUCUCUCUGAGCAGACACUUCUUGAUUGUGAUUUGAGUAAUAAUGCGUGUGAUGGAGGAGAUGAGGAUAAAGCGUUCAGAUUUAUCCACCGCCAAGGUUUGGCUUUUUCCGUUGAUCUUCCCUAUGUAGCGCACCGUCAAAAUAAAUGUGAGCUCGCCAAGAUGACAGCAACGAAAAUUGAUGUUGCUUACUACUUGCAUCAAGAUGAAUUCGCGAUGCGACAAUGGAUUGUCAACUAUGGACCAGUCAACGUUGGCAUGUCCGUCACUCAACCGAUGCGCUCGUACAAAUGCAACACUACUGAGUGCGCCGUUUUCACGCCAGAUGCCGAUGAUUGCAAGAAUAAGGUGAUCGGUUUGCACGCUUUGUUGGCUGUCGGUUAUGGAACCGAUAAAAACACGAAGGAGGACUAUUGGAUUAUCAAGAAUUCGUGGGGAGCCGAUUGGGGAGAUCACGGAUUUAUCAAAUUCAGGCGCGGAAUCAACGCUUGCGGUAUCGAAGAGGAGCCAGUUGGGAUUAUGGCU